Uloborus diversus is the source of this 1899-nucleotide messenger RNA. Its product is annotated as macrophage mannose receptor 1-like. The record is from RefSeq and is a predicted model, not a curated record. Gene Ontology annotation, molecular function: signaling receptor activity. The coding region runs from base 15 to 1829 and encodes 604 amino acids. The transcript is spliced from 13 exons. NCBI's taxonomy places the organism in Eukaryota, Metazoa, Arthropoda, Arachnida, Araneae, Uloboridae.
AGUACUUUUUUGAAAUGGAGAGGCGAUACAUCGUUUUCGUCUUUUUGGCAUUUUCUCUUCAAACUGCAGUGUGUAGCGGAUUUAGCAAUUUUGAUUACUGCAAUGGAACUUCUUGGAUAAGGUUUAACGGCAACUGCUACAAUUUUGAAUAUUCGUACAACAAGCGUGUUUCCUACUACGAUGCCGAAGACUUCUGCAGAGCUCAGAGCGCUCAUCUGGCUUCCAUACACUCGGAUGAGGAACAAGAAUUCCUUCUGAAGACGAUGGAGAGCGGCCGCUUCGGAGGAAGGUUAUGGAUUGGAUACAAUAUUUUAGAUGGAGACGACAAACCCCAAUGGUCAGAUGGCACUCCUGUAGAUUACCAGAAAAGGAUACCGAAAGAAUAUUACGUGAAUGAGAAAUGCUUCAUCAUGUUUUUGAGCAAAAGAGGUUGGAGGCCAGAGCAUUGCUCGUUACACUACGCGCCGAUUUGCAAGCGGCCGGAAGGUUCCAUUCCAACAACGAUUCCUCCCCCGACCACCCUGCAACCAAUUUCGGGGGGCUGUCCGAAAGAUUGGAUUCAAUUUGGGCAAAAAUGCUAUAAGUAUUUCGGACAGGAGGAAAAGGACCGACUUAAGUACAAAGAAGCCACCCAAGCCUGCUGGGCUCUAGGGAAAGGUCACGACCUGGUGUCAAUCCACAGCAUGGAGGAACAAGCUUUUUUGACCCAACAUUUGAACGAACUCGGUACAUCAGCAUGGAUCGGUAUGAGGCAAGUCACUUCGGACGAGAUUGGUCACGAUUUGGUAUUUGGUUGGAUCGACAACUCUAGAACCGUCUUCACCAAUUGGGACAAAGGACAUCCUCCCCCAGGUACCUGGAAAUAUUGUGCUCGAUUGAGCUAUGAAGGAGUUUCUAAAGGAGAAUGGCUCGCUGAUUACUGUGAAAUUGAUAAAAAGGGUUACAUUUGCCAAAGAAGGUCAGAUCCCAACCUUCCGACACCAACUCCUGAACCAAGUGAUUGCAGAAAUGGCUUUCAAAAAUUCAGAAACUCUUGUUAUCGCUUUGUCUCUGUUCCACAAAAUCAGAAAGCAGCCGAGGAAAAAUGUCAGCAUCUUGGUGCCCAUUUGGUAUCAGUUACAGAUAGCUUUGAGCAAGCUUUCUUGUACAAUUUUAUUGGACAUAAGUCACAAUCUGUAUGGACUGGAUUGAGAAAUGUUCAGGGUUUACAGUAUUUGCGUUGGGAAGACAAGCAACCUUUAUACUAUUCGAAUUGGGCCGAUAAAAGACCUGUUGUUUCUUCCGAUAGUUGCUUCUCGAUGGACUCGUCGAACGACUUUAAAUGGAAUGUUACAGAUUGCUCCGCUGCUUUGCCAUACAUCUGCAAAAUUUCUAAAGAUGCUCCACCGCAGAUUCCUGAAGUGAUUGGAAAAUGUCCAGAAAACGAACCUUCAUGGAUCGAUAUAGGAGAUGAAUUUUGCUACCACGUCCCCUCAACCCCAAAUGCACUCAGUUGGGACUCUACUUCUCGAUACUGCUUAACGAAAGGAAUGAAAAUGAUUAAAGUCAACUCAGAUCAUCAGACAAACUCUUUGGUGGCCUAUUUAUGGAAACAUGACCGGCCUGUUCAUCUAAGCCUCAUUCGUUCUUUCGAUAAAAGUUCGUUCCUCUGGACCGACGGUUCCCCUUUGAAUUACAUCAACUGGGAAGAACGCGAACCCAGUUCCUGGUCUAGCGAUAAAGACUGCGUGGCUUUCUCGCAGACGACAGGGAAAUGGAAACCGAUUCAUUGUGCAGAAGCAGGUGUUCCUAUUUGCCAACUUUCAAAAACAACCACCAGGGUGAAGUGAAUGAGUGUGGAAAGUGAAGUUAGAUUUUCUGCUAUUUAUUUCCGUCAAUUUAAAUAAAUUGAUUCCUUCC